GGGCGGCGGGGCAGCGUGCGGGGCCGGGGCGGGCCGCGGGCGGGGCCAGGAGCCUGGAGAUGGGCGGUAAAUGGUGGUAGAGGGCGGGCAGGUGGUGGCCAGGAACAGCUGAUGGUGGAGACCGGCGCCCGCCAUGCCCAGGCCCGCCACCACCAGCCUGCCCGCGCCACCCUCCUGCCCCACACCCGCCACACCCGCCACACACCUCCACACACCUCCUUCCUGCAUGGUGUGGGGUGGUGAGGGUGGUAUUAGCCUGGAGGUGGGUGGUGGUGAGGGCGUGGGUACCCCCGUGCCCCGUGCCCUCGCCACCCGCCCUUCACGGCCCUCAACAACUCGACGUUAAAUUAUUGGUUGUCUUAAGACGGCUGGGCCAGGCCCCUGGUUCUUAAGGUUAUGUGUGUAGAAGCGGAAACACUGUACCAGCACAACAAUGGCUGGGCCAGUUACCGAAUUUGUAGUAGGGUGGAAUGUGGUCCAGACCCUGGGGGAAGGAGCAUUCGGAGAGGUCAAGCUGCUUAUCAACCAAGACACGAACGAGGCAGUUGCCAUGAAGAUGGUGGAUCUUAUUAAGCACAAAGAUGCGGCCAUUGCUGUACGAAAGGAGAUGUGUUUACAUCGAAUGCUGAAGAAUCCUCACAUCGUAAAGUUUUAUGGAAGUCGUUGUGAGAACUCUAUGCAAUACAUGUUUCUGGAAUAUGCAGCUGGAGGAGAACUCUUUGACCGAAUAGAGCCAGAUAUUGGCAUGCCGCCGCCUCAUGCUCAGAAAUACUUCAGGGAACUUAUUAGUGGAGUGGAAUACUUGCACAGCAGAGGUGUUGCACACCGGGAUAUAAAGCCCGAAAACUUGUUGCUGGAUGAAAGUGAUCGUCUGAAAAUUACGGACUUUGGUAUGGCAACCUUGUUCAGACAUCAAGGAAAGGAAAGAGACUUGGAUAGACAAUGUGGCACCAAACCAUACAUGGCCCCCGAGGUGCUACUGCGCCCAUACAGUGCCGAACCUGCGGACAUCUGGUCAUGUGGAGUUGUUCUUGUGGCUCUGCUUGCUGGUGAAUUGCCUUGGGAUGAGCCGACUUUCUCUUGUCCAGAGUACACUUCUUGGAAAGACAAAGAGUGCCGUUUAUUCACCACUACUCCUUGGACGAAGAUAGAUAACUUGGCUCUUUCCUUGUUAAGAAAGGUGCUGAACACUGUGCCAAGACACAGAGCAACAAUAAGUCAGAUAAAGAGUCAUCAAUGGUUUACCAAAAAUUUCCAGAGGACUGCAGGAAUUUUGCAAAAUGUGUCCGAGACGACGACUCCAACUAAUAAGAGAGUUUGCAGUGAAUUGGAGCGCGCCAAUACAGUUUUGUCCCCUGAAGAUUUCUCCACCCGUUUGGCUUGCUCUCAACCAGAGGUGCCAACCCCUGCUGGUAUAGAUGCAAUUAUUAGUGGUGCAAAUGUAAAUUUGGGAAUGUUGAGCUUCUCUCAGCCUGUUAAACCUGACCAACUUCUGCUGUCUUCACAAUUAACGCAAGGAACACAAGCAAGUCAGACACCCCUGCAGCGCUUGGUUAAACGGAUGACAAGAAUAUUGGUGAGGACCACACUUGAAGACACACUGACCCAUCUGGAAACACUGUUUAACAAAUUGAAUUACACUCAUCGCUACCAUACGGCUCAUGUUCUGACUGUGACAACAUUGGAUCGUCGAGGAGCCCAGCUGGUCCUGAAGGCUAGCGUACUGGAUAUGGGUCAGCACAUCCUUGUAGACUUCCGCCUCUCUAAGGGUUGUGGGUUGGAUUUCAAGCGUCAAUUUCUGCGCAUCAAAGAAGGAUUAUCGCACAUUAUUGUCAAAGGGCCAGUCACUUUGAACAUUACACCAGCUACCAACAUGAUUCCUGCUUGAUGUCCAAAAUAUUUGUUUGAUACUGAGACCCAGGGCAGUAUUUUUGACUAGUCCUUUUAGUUGAAUCUUAACUAUUGAAAUUGAAGGUAGACAUUCUGCUAUUCAAUGGUUUUCAAAAAAUUUACAUUCCAUGAUUGCCUUUAUUCUGUUGAAUUAAAAUUUUCUAGGUAAUAGCUCCAAUAAUUGCAUAAUAGUAGUUUAACUACUUCAUUUUAUAAGGUAGUAAAAAGUGUUUUAUGGUUAAGACUGGAUUAAAUGUAACGGUUGAAUUGGAUUCUCAUGAAACUCAUUUUUAGCAUAAGUGUGCUAAUUAUUAGCUGUCAAUUUCUACUUGAAUUGGCAAUUUAGAUGAAUCUUCUAUAAAGUUUAAAUAUAUUUGUAUAAAGGAAUUUUUUUAAGAUUAAGUGUUGCAUAGCAAAAUUUAACCAGGCUCCUGUGGGUACUACAUUAAUGGAAGUGUUCAAAUAUGGGGAGCCAGGGUAUGUGUGAGUACCCAUCACCUUGUGCUGCAGUUGUAAGAGAAGCCUUGCAAUGUCCAGGCAACUCUUUACUCUUGCAGGCAGAAUUCUAGUCUUUCACUGAUGGGUGCUUACCAUAUUAAAUGUUUCAUUUAGUUUUUCAUUUUCAUUAAUGUGAAAUAAAUGGUUAAUUUAUGGCGUAGUGUAAAGAAAUAAAACUUUAUUUUAUCAA
Molecule: messenger RNA, 2578 nt
Organism: Procambarus clarkii (red swamp crayfish)
Lineage: Eukaryota; Metazoa; Arthropoda; Malacostraca; Decapoda; Cambaridae
Gene: grp
Product: serine/threonine-protein kinase grp
Biological process (GO): protein phosphorylation; DNA damage checkpoint signaling
Cellular component (GO): cytoplasm
Molecular function (GO): protein serine/threonine kinase activity; ATP binding
Source: RefSeq, a predicted model, not a curated record